UGACAACUGCUCUUUCUAUAGAUGUACUUUGAUACCCCGUUAAAUAGCAUCUCAACAUAGUUUCUACAUGACGUUAAUAGGAUCCAGGCAUGAUGUAAAAUCUUGAGUGAGUGUGGAUAGCUGAUCCUAGGGUGGACCCGCCCUUGUAAUGCAUGUACAUAUGUUGACAGAUGUCUACGUCGUAGAGGACCAGUCAUAUCGUAUUAUUAUGCUUGGCAUUCAUUUAUUCCAGUCGGCCCAAGGCAGGCCAGCUACGAGGCUGAACUUAUCUGUAGGACAGCAGGCACAGCCUCACGAACCUCCCACAUUCACCUCUCCUCCACCUCACCCUCAUACGCUGUGUUUGUUCAUUUCUCAUCAUAUCUUUCGCUUUCUUUCUCAAAAAUUAAUCUGGCAAUGGCACGGCGGCCAGAGCACGACAAAUACACGGUGGGAUGGCUUUGCGCAAUACCAAUCGAGCUGGCGGCGGCAAGAGGGGUACUAGACGAAGUACACGAACAAUACGAGACGGGAGGCUGCAUCUUCACACUGGGCUCAGUCGCAUGGCACAAUAUUGUAGUCGCAUGUUUACCAGCUGGACAGAUGGGUAUCAGCCCUGCUGCAGUCGUUGCAUCGAAAACGCGCGCCGCAUUCCCAAACAUUAAGUUCGGUCUGAUGGUUGGCAUCGGAGGCGGGGUACCUUCCAAUGCGGAGGCUAUGAACAGCGUUCGGCUCGGGGACGUGGUUGUAAGCCAGCCCUUGGGAACUUUCGGUGGUGUCAUACAGUACGAUAUGGGCAAAGUCACGCCGGGUGGCUUCCUCAGAACUGCGCAACUUAAUUCGCCACCGACCAUCUUGCUCAGCGCUAUCGCACUGAUGAAGGCAAACGAGGCAGGCGGCUUGAGUAAUAUGCACCAUCACAUGGCCCAACUCGAGAGCCUUGCACGAAGCAAUAUCUUCCGCCGCGAUCAAACGACCGAAGAUGUCCUGUUUUCCUCCGAUUACAAUCAUUCUGAAGGAGGUCAGACAUGUCGCAACUGCUCACGAGAUAUGAUAGUGCAGCGGCCGCAACGACAACAGGGGCGUGAAGUCUUGGUGCACUAUGGCAACAUUGCUUCCGGAAAUAAAGUGAUCAAGGAUGGACUUGAAAGAGACAGAAUUAGUCAGAUGUUGGGUGGCAUUCUAUGCUUUGAAAUGGAGGCAGCAGGUCUAAUGAAUCAUUUUGAAUGUCUUGUCAUUCGUGGAAUCUGUGACUACGCGGAUUCGCACAAGAACAAGACAUGGCAAGCAUACGCAGCUGGUACAGCAGCUGCUUACGCGAAAGAGUUGUUGUUAACCAUUCCCGGAGAACAGAUCAAUAAUCUCCCCACAAUGAACGAGUCCCUGGGUAGAAAAUCGGAAACACACAUAUUUCCACCCUCCACAACCACAGCCACAAAGUCUCCCGGGCCCACAAUGGCUCCAAUUGCAUAUCCUGUCACACUGCCAAAGCUACAUGCUACGGAUUGGAUAUCACCAAGUAAUUUCGUACAUGCUGUGAGGCAACAUGUUGAGUUCACACAGCGCUUAGAAACGGCACACCCCGAGAUCUCUCAACUGCUGCGGGAAGCGGAUAUAUCCGAAUGGUUGCGUAGAGCCAGAAUUACCGAAUGGUUUCGCAGAGCUGAAGAAUCGGAUAUCCCAGAGAUAAUUGAAUAUUUGCUGGAUUCUGGUCUCGACCCUAACAGCCUAUCGUACUAUUGCAAUGAUGACGAAAGCACCGAGCCUGCCUGUCCACAUAUCUCGAUUCUUGCAUAUUCGUGGGGGCUUAGCAUGGGUCAUGCAAAGCAAUCGAAGAUCUUCAUAGAUCUAGCGAAUCGUGGCGCAGAUGUGGUCGAUUACCGGAUGGCAAAUGGUAUGACGGCUUUGCACAAAGCGAUUCAGGCGAAGAACCGUACAAUCUUGGCGGAAAUGAUUCAACGUGGUGCCAACAUCCAUUCCAGAGUCCAAGCUCUAAUGCCAGAAAGCCAGUCAGAUCUAGAAGGGUAUACACCGCUCUUACUUGCUUUCCACUUUGGUUCUCUUUCCUUAGCCAAACUCUGUAUAGAUAGAUAUGACUGUGAGAUCGAUGUCAAAGUCAAUGGUAGCCAACUCCUUGAACAGGCUAUGCUUUCUUCUAAAGAUGAAAGCUACGAGCUUGUCAAUCAAACUGUGCAAUAUCUUCUCGAACAUGGAGCCGAUCCCAACUCCUUUGGAUUCGAUGGAGAGCCCUUAUGUUUUCUCGCUCGUCGUCUCGACCGGCGUGAUUUUUUCUGGUCACUCAUUGAGCACGGUGUAAAUGUAAACGUUCGCAACCGCCGCGGGACCCUGCUAAUCGUGGACGCCAUACUGCAAUCAGAAACCGACGUGGUGGAAGCUAUACUGAAGACCGGAACCUUGACGAUCGCCACGUGUAAAACAGCAAUGCCGUAUGCUAAUAAUGAUUCUGAUGGCAGAUGGAUCAGACGACUGCUAAAUGGAGAGAUAGCUCGACUCAAGUCGGGUGUACCUGCCCCAACCCCAAUUGUAAAACCCACGACGAAAGUGCCAAGCAAUAGCAGCAGCAGCAUAGCAUCACAGAGAAUCGAGUUACAAGUUCCUAGUGAUAAUGUGCCACGCAGGAAAUCUCAACCCACAGUUCGUGGCCGCAUGAAGAAUACAUUGAAAGGCUUCUUUGGUUCAAUAUAG
This is a messenger RNA of Periconia digitata, 2685 nucleotides long. Lineage: Eukaryota; Fungi; Ascomycota; Dothideomycetes; Pleosporales; Periconiaceae. The record is from the annotation of a GenBank genome assembly.